This is a messenger RNA of Anisakis simplex (herring worm), 450 nucleotides long. The record is from the annotation of a GenBank genome assembly. NCBI's taxonomy places the organism in Eukaryota, Metazoa, Nematoda, Chromadorea, Rhabditida, Anisakidae.
AACGUUCAUACGGGUAAAAUCAGUGUCUCUGAAUUGAUGGGUCGUGGAGAUGAAGACUUGAAAAAACAAAAAGAACAGUCGUAUCCACAGCAGCAACAAGAACCGUUUGCGAAACAGUCACCUAUCUGCAGUGGUCAUCCGUCACCGAAUAUGGAAAGUGGACGAGAGGCAACCGGAGAUCAGGCAUCUGCUACGCACGAAACUCGUCCACCUCAGGGUAUAUCGGUUGAUCCAGCCACUUUGCUGGACAUGGCUGGUUGGAAAGUUCCGGCUCUGCCACCAGGACUCAUGUCAAUAACUCAUGAAGCCGAUCGUCGUCCGUAUGCAUCAGUUUUGCCACCAUCAAUAUUCGAAAAAGCAAUGAAAGCGGCCGCAGUUGUUCAUGCUGGUGUACAUUUACCACCGCUUACAGUCAACGGAAAUGGUAUCUUUACGUUUGUCAUUCAUUGA